This is a messenger RNA of Wallemia ichthyophaga EXF-994, 618 nucleotides long. RefSeq names its product Protein transport protein sft2. Gene Ontology annotation, cellular component: membrane. Gene Ontology annotation, biological process: vesicle-mediated transport. Lineage: Eukaryota; Fungi; Basidiomycota; Wallemiomycetes; Wallemiales; Wallemiaceae. The coding region runs from base 1 to 618 and encodes 205 amino acids. The transcript has 3 exons. The record is from RefSeq and is a predicted model, not a curated record.
AUGUCGGCAGAGUCGUUUUUCAGCCAGUCGAUGGGAUCGUUUAGGUGGUUGGGGCAGUCGCAGGGACAAGAGCAGUCACAAACAGAGGCACAGCCACAGACACAACCCCCGCAAUCGCUCUACGCCACUCUCUCAAGUUCCAUCUCAGACUACAUUCCCCUCAACUCGCAGCACAACUCAAACGAGCAAGAAGCGUAUUUUGCACUCAACCGCUGGGAGCGCUUCUUGGGCUUUGUUAUCUGCCUCAUUGGCAGCGCUGCCUGCUUUCUCCUCUCCUUUUUCCUCUUUCUCCCUAUACUCCCGAUACGGCCCCACAAGUUUGCGCUAGCGUUUAGCAUGGGCAGUGUUUUCGCUCUCCUCGUUGGGCCGCUCAACCACCUAAAACACCUCCUCAGCAGGGAGCGUAUCGUGUUCUCUGUCUCAUACCUCUCCUCACUCUCGCUCACCAUAUAUUUUGCACUCAUCGCCAAAUCCUAUAUCGGCGUCCUCGUCGCUGGUCUCAUCCAACUCGCGGCUCUCCUCACUUAUAUCUUCCAAUACUUCCCGGGCGGUUUGACGACCCUCAAAUUCGGCGGAAGAAUGGCUUUCAGGGGUGCAAGCAAUAUCCUCCCUAUCUAA